GGACCUUGAAACGCUACCGUCAACCUACUUGCGAUCGCUUACAGUCUAACGCGAAUAUCACUCCGAGUUCUCAGUUGAACGCACAACUCCCACCUUUUGAACUUGCUCGGGUAGCGACCCCGCAAUAAUGAGCUCCCAUGUCGUAGUUCUCGACUCAACAGCUCGAAGAGCCACAAUCAAAACGACCCCUGGAAAAUAUCUGACAGAUAUUCUACAAGAGGCGUGCAAGAAGUUCGGUCUGGAUGCCAGUCAGUAUGGAUUGAAGCAUAAAAGUAAACAGCUCGAUCUGUCGCUAGCAUUUCGACUUACUGGACUCUCUCCCGGCGCGAAAUUAGAGCUUGUACAACUUUCUCGUUCUCCCUCCAUCGUCACGGUUGCGCUACAACUUCCCCCGUCAGAAGCCCGAGGGGCGCCAAAUGGUCGGCUUAUGGACAAAUUUCCUAGCACAACCAGUAUAUGGAUGCUUCUCCGCAAGUUUGAGGCAGGAGUCGCCGGCAGUGCAUCCAUACGCAAUCUCACCGGGCGAGGGGUUCCCGUCACCGAUGGACAAGGGUCUGGACGAUUGUUCUACGAAACUCCUGUUGUACAAAUAUUAGACCGCGAGUUAUCAACGUUACCAGAUUUCCAAAAGUCGUUGGCGCAGUACGGGUUCAAUAGCGGCAAUGUUCUCGUGCGAUUGAGCUUUCGUCGGACAAGCCAGCCAUUGGAGGAAGCGAUGACGAAGAUUCACGAAUACUUCAAGUCAUCCGAGGAUGAAAUCGCAACAGAACAAACAUCUACACCAAAGUCUGAAGAAAUCAACAAAGAGAACGAUUCUUCCGCUGUCCAAUCGCCAGCGCCUGUCUCCAAUGGCAGCCAAGGUGACCCUGUUCCCGCAACACAACCCACGAACGGCCCGUCGGGUCCAGGCUUAGUUAGUCCUCCUCAGCAGUCUGAGCCCUCAGCCGAUUCAGCCGAUCUUUCUCGACCUGUGACCGUCUAUGCUCCCCCAUCUAGCGAUACCCCUCAGUCGGCGCAAAUCGCAUACAACGAUGACGACUACGUACCCUCCGUUGAACAUGCCCAGAUACACCAACGGCGGCUUCAAGCUUCAAGCAAGAACACUCGCCUUCGGUCAGACGCAGAAAUUGCGGCUGCGGCGAAAGCGGAGGAGGAACGUCGAGCGGCCGUCAAAGAAGUGGAAGUAAAGAUUCGACUUCCAGACCAAAGCCAAAUAGUCUCCAAAUUCGGACAACAAGACACUGGCAAGACCCUCUAUGCAUUUGUCCGCAGCUGCCUCGCACCACAAUAUGCCACAGAGAAAUUCACCCUCACAAACUUCUCCGGCCCGGCCGCUCCAAAAUCCCACCAAUCCAAUGUGCCUUUCCAAACCGUUCUUCCCGAUUCCGAAGACGGCCUCCUCAUAAAAAACCACGGCAUGACCGGCCGUGUUCUAAUCAACUUUUCCUGGGAUGCAUCUGUACCUCUUGAAAUUCGGCAGAGCCGCUCCGGCCUCUUAAAAACUGAGCUUCAAAGCAGGGCACAAGAACACAAGAUCGAGCAACCUCCCGAUGUCAUGGACACUUCCGAAGAUGUUGCGGUACCGUUAAAACCAACCGAUUCAGGCAAACAAAAUGGCGAGAAAUCUGGGGCUCGGAAGAUCCCAAAAUGGCUAAAAUUGCCUGGGAAGAAAUAG
Messenger RNA from Aspergillus nidulans FGSC A4, 1675 nucleotides. Its product is annotated as putative UBX domain protein. NCBI's taxonomy places the organism in Eukaryota, Fungi, Ascomycota, Eurotiomycetes, Eurotiales, Aspergillaceae. The record is from RefSeq and is a predicted model, not a curated record. Bases 128 to 1675 code for a protein of 515 amino acids. The transcript has 2 exons.